This is a messenger RNA of Durusdinium trenchii, 693 nucleotides long. The record is from the annotation of a GenBank genome assembly. NCBI's taxonomy places the organism in Eukaryota, Dinophyceae, Suessiales, Symbiodiniaceae.
AUGGCGCCACACUUGGUGUCAGAGAAGGUGACGAACGGACUGAGAGGAGAGCGCCGGAGGAUAGAGGAUAAAUGCGACAUGAAAGGCCUCACCACCACGAUGGUGACGAUCACCAUGCAGCCACCGCCUGCCAGCAAGCGGGUUCCCAUGGUAUUCUAUGGGUGGCUUUGCUUCGAAGAGCACACAUCCAACGACAACAUCUUUAUGAACUGCAGCCUCAUGGCCGACAGGUGUGCUAGAUCCACCUUGCCCUGGGCACCAGAGUCGAACUAUAUCGUGCCAGUCGCAGAAAAGGACUCACUUCCAACUGCAGCUGAAGGAUCUCGGUCUUUCAGUGACGUGCAGGAAAGUGCACAGCUUCUGUCUGGAAAGGAAUUUCCAACAGCGAUCCUCAAGGCACUUCUCGCAAAGGCAAAGCUUCCAUCGGGCUUGCUUGGGAUUGUCAAUACUACUCCAUACGACUGCUGCUUGGAAAGUGUGGCAUUGGAGUGGAACAGCCAUACACCCGCCCAGCGCAUGAGAACCCUAUCCAUGGCUGACAGCAAGAGCAGUACAACUGUGGACUAUUGCCAAAAAGUCAUGGCCAUGAGACUGAUGGAGGACUGGUGUUACCAUGGAGGGGUCUCAACAUCUCAAACCUUGGCCUUCCAAUCCAAGCAGUGUUGUUUAGGUAUUGUUCAUUGCCCCAUGUAA